Messenger RNA from Brassica napus (rape), 1351 nucleotides. RefSeq lists its product as uncharacterized. Bases 417 to 1193 code for a protein of 258 amino acids. The record is from RefSeq and is a predicted model, not a curated record. The transcript has a single exon. Lineage: Eukaryota; Viridiplantae; Streptophyta; Magnoliopsida; Brassicales; Brassicaceae.
AUAAAAUUAUAAAAGUAGCAAAUUUACUGACAUUUAAGCCAUUAGAACAGUAGCAUGCUACAGAAAACAGUCAUCAAUCCAAGCAAGUGUUUUCUUUUCUCAACUGUAUCCCAAACAAAGAAUACGACAAAACACGAAAAAAGUAUCGAAAGAAUAAAAAAGCAACAAAAACAAAACUUGCAUGGUUAUUGGAAAAAAGAUGGGUGAUGUGGGCCGCGCGUGGGCCUUAUAAUUUUACUAAAACAAACCUCAAAAAACAAAGUUAAAACGCUACAAUACCUUUUUUCUGUCUCCUCCUUAUCUUUGAAAGUAAAAAAAGAAAGAAAGAAAACCUCUCUCUCCACUGACAUUGGUGAAGGCAGGGAGAGAAAAGACUGUUCAUCAUCGUCGUCUCCCCCCCCCCCCCAAGACAAACAAUGAAAAUGAAGAAGAAAGGAAAAGUUUACCCCUCUCCUCCUCCUCCUACUCAACCACCACAACCAUCAUCGUCUUCUUCAUCUCACUACCUCGACGAAGACCACUCUCUCUCCGUCCUGAGGCUUCUCCCAGCGACGAUUUUGGUCCUGGUCACGGUUCUCUCAGCUGAAGACAGAGAAGUUCUCGCUUACUUGAUCACAAGAGGAACCGCCACCAUCUCCGUCGACUCCAACAAGAAGAAGGCGACGAAGAAGAAGAACAAAUCUAGCAGAAACCACAAGCCUCCCGUGUUCGACUGCGAGUGUUUCGAUUGCUACACUAGCUACUGGCUCCGAUGGGACUCCUCUCCGAACCGCGAGCUCAUCCACGACAUCAUCGAGGCGUUCGAGAACCACCAUCUCGCUACCGGCGGCGAAGAUUCGGCUGCUUCGAGGAACAAAUCCAAGAGAGGUAAGAAGAAAGAGAAACCGGGUCGUCGAGGUGGUGGUGAUAACGAUGAGAAGAAGCCUGUCGUCGAGGUGGAGCCGGUGAUUGAAACUGCUGUUUUAGAGAGCCACGUGUCGUCUCCUGAUAACUCGCCGGGGAGAUUGAGUGAAGCUGAGGUGACGGGGGAGGAUGUGGAGGAGGAGGUUGUUAAUGGAGAAGAGGAAGAGUCAGCGGUGGUUUUACCGGCGGCGGCUGCGAGUGGACACAAGGGAUUGGCGAGGAAGGUACUACCGGACGUGUUGGGUCUGUUCAAUUCCAGUUUUUGGAGGCUUUGGAAUCCGAACGCGUAAAAAAGCAUCAUCGAUCAAAAAGUUUUAUGCUUUUCUGUUUUUCUCUGUUGCUGUUUUCUGAUAAAAAAAAGGAAAUAAUCAAAUCUUCAUGCUUAUGUUCUAUCAAUCACUACUUGGCUAUGUGUAAUUGGUUUAUUAAAAUGCAGUCUUUAGCUCUC